AAACAAUUAGUGAGGUCGGAGUUAUCGAUGACGCGCUCCGAUAUAUUAUCUGACUCAUCAAGCACUACCUCAACGCAUAUCAAAUUCGAACCCAAUAUACACGCGAAUCCUCCAGCAAAAUUGGAGCGCCUACAGUGCUGGAGCUACCUCUGAAGCCAUGUUCAGAGACACGGACGGCGACGCGCGGUCAAACUUCUCUACCGCCUUCACCGCCACAAUCCCUCCGUAUGCUCCCCUAGGCGUCUCGAACAACGCUCUAGACGACAUAUACGGCUCUGCGCCUGCAUCUCCGACUCUUUCCUCUCACGACCCCUCGGCCGAGCACACCGAGCUCCUGAACUUUCAAACUCACGAAGCUCUUUCGGACAUCCCGGCGAUACGGAGAUCGCACAAUACCGCAGGGUACAGAGAGGGCGUGUCCACGAGUAAAGAGAAGUUCAUACAAGAAGGAUUUGACGAGGGGUAUGCUCUUGGUGCUUGUUUAGGCCAAAAAGUGGGGUACAUUUUGGGUGUUCUUGAGGGAAUUGUCACAGCUCUCAGGCGGACUGCGUCGGUCAGUAACGGGUGGAAAGAUGCACGAGCAUUGUUGGAAACAGCUAGGAAAGAUUUAAGAGUUGAGGUGCUUCUGGGCACGCAAUGGGUCGACGGUGAAGGUCUUUGGAAGUGGGACGUCCCUGGAGCCGAGACAGAGGGGGGGGUGACUUUUAUUGAAGUUGCGGACGCACAUCCGAUUCUGAAGAGCUGGGUUGGCAACACAGAGAAAAUUGCUCGGGAAUGGAGUGUUGAUCUAGAAGCACUGCAAGGAAGAGAGCAAGAAGAGCAAAUUGAAUCCUGAAAACCGCCAAACGGCACCGAACUCUUCACGAACCCACAAGUCGCCUUUAGACCACUGGGUUCACUCGAGAUGCUAGUCAGAAACACAACUCUUCAACCGCCGUUCAGGUCCAGGCCCUAGAAUACUCGGAUUAUGGUAGGUCACCU
Molecule: messenger RNA, 981 nt
Organism: Mytilinidion resinicola
Lineage: Eukaryota; Fungi; Ascomycota; Dothideomycetes; Mytilinidiales; Mytilinidiaceae
Exons: 1
Coding region: 158-835 (225 amino acids)
Source: RefSeq, a predicted model, not a curated record